AUGGCUUCAAGUUCAGACAACAAUCGUGGUAUUGAGUUUUAUCUCACGUCAUUAGUCAGAUACGAUCCAAGCAUCAAGGAAUUGGCUGAGCAAAUUGCCAAAGAUCCCACCUUUACUCUGUACCAAGUGCAUCAAGCUAAGUCCAAACGUGUCACUGGCAAGUGUGUAGAUGAACUUGGAGCCUCCGAUGUCUCUGUCUUCGGUAGCGAAUGGGCCCAAGAUGCACACUUUGUUACUGACUGUAAAGAAAGGCGUAAGUGGACACCAACAGAAGAUCUUGUUCUCAUCAGUGCUUGGCUGAACACUUCCAAAGAUCCUGUAAUUGGUAAUGAGCAAAAGGCCAUAGCGUUUUGGAAGAGAAUUGCUUUUUAUUUUGCAUCAAGUCCCAAGCUUGUCGGUUUGUCAAAGAGAGAGCCUGAUAACUGCUGCUAUGAAGCUGCAGUUAAACAAAAAUCCAGUGGCCAAAGUGAGGAUGAUGUUAUGAAGAUGGCACAUGCGAUUUUCUUCAAUGACCACAAGAAAUGGUGUGGAGUUUCUAAAGAAAAUUUGAAGUCUAAAAGAAGAAAGAUUGAUGAUCAAUCUGCACAAUCAUCAACCAGUGUGCCUGUUGGGGAAGAAGAAGCAGUUGGUCGGCCAGCUGGUGUUAAAGCGGCAAAGGCGAAGAACAAACGCUCUGUGAGCAAGGAGGAAGGAGUAGUGGAUUUUCAGAAGAUGUGGGAGAUAAGAGAGAGAGACUAUGUUAUGAAAGACAAGCUUAACAAGCAAAAAAUACUUGAUAGCCUCAUUAAGAAGAUAGAGCCACUUACUGAGACUGAAAUUGCUUUGAAGAACAAGCUAAUUAAUGACAUGUUAGCAAGUUAG
Molecule: messenger RNA, 861 nt
Organism: Brassica napus (rape)
Lineage: Eukaryota; Viridiplantae; Streptophyta; Magnoliopsida; Brassicales; Brassicaceae
Product: glutathione S-transferase T3-like
Exons: 5
Coding region: 1-861 (286 amino acids)
Source: RefSeq, a predicted model, not a curated record